This is a messenger RNA of Delphinapterus leucas (beluga whale), 1113 nucleotides long. NCBI's taxonomy places the organism in Eukaryota, Metazoa, Chordata, Mammalia, Artiodactyla, Monodontidae. The record is from RefSeq and is a predicted model, not a curated record.
AUGGGAGGCGAGUGGGCUCUCAGCAGAGGCCAGCUUAGCCCGCGGGAGCUGCCUCUGAGCAGGGGGCAGGAGGGCAGUGCCGCCCUGUGGCUGCCGGGCUUCGCGGAUCGCGGCUCUCCGCACACGGGUCGCAGGGCCGCGCUGCUGGGUGGCCUGUGUCAACGGGCAGAACCCCAUCGCCCGCCCCUCUCAGACCCGCCUCUGCCCGCCUGCCUGGCCCUGCGCAGCUUGCGGCCCGGGGGCCUCGAAGGUCCCCGUGCACUCAGCCAGCGGCCUCUGCUGUGUCUGCUGCUCCUGCUGGGUCUGCUGCUGUGGCUGGUAACCCGUGCGACCACACCGGGCACCUCCAGCACCCCAAGUCCACGGGAGCGCACACAGGCCCUGAUGCGGGACUUCCCGCUUGUGGACGGCCACAAGGACAUGCCCCUGGUCCUGAGGCAGUUUUACCACAACGGGCUACAGGAUGUUAAUCUGCACAAUUUCAGCCAUGGCCAGACCAGCUUGGACAGGCUGAAAGACGGUCUCGUGGGUGCCCAGUUCUGGUCAGCCUACGUCCUGUGCCAGACCCACGAACGGGAUGCUGUGCGCCUCACCCUGGAGCAAAUUGACCUCAUCCGCCUCCUGUGUGCCUCCUAUUCUGAGCUGGAGCUUGUGACCUCAGUUAAAGCUCUCAACAAUACCCGGAAGUUGGCUUGCCUCACUGGUGUGGAGGGCGGCCACUCACUGGACAGUAGCCUCUCCAUCUUGCACACCUUCUAUGCGCUGGGUGUGUGCUACGUGACACUCACCCACACCUGCAACACGCCCUGGGCACAGAGCUCAGCAAAGGGUAUCCACCCCUUCUACAGCAAUGUCAGUCGGCUGACCGGCUUUGGCGAGAAGGUGGUGGCAGAAAUGAACCGCCUGGGCAUGAUGGUGGACUUAUCCCAUGUCUUGGAUGCUGUGGCACAGCGAGCCCUAGAAGUGUCACAGGCACCUGUCAUCUUCUCCCACUCAGCUGCCCGGGGUGUGUGCAAGAACACUUGGAAUGUUCCUGAUGAUAUCCUGCAGCUUCUGGUGAGACUGCCCUGGCCCUCAAACCUAAAGCAAGAGGUUCAAACCAGGAGCCCUUGA